This is a messenger RNA of Vigna unguiculata (cowpea), 1781 nucleotides long. RefSeq names its product E3 ubiquitin-protein ligase PUB23 pseudogene. The record is from RefSeq and is a predicted model, not a curated record. Lineage: Eukaryota; Viridiplantae; Streptophyta; Magnoliopsida; Fabales; Fabaceae.
GCAGUUACUACACACACAAAUUAAGGUUUGACCAUCCAACACAACAUUGACAAACAAAAAGUAGUGAUGAUGAACAUAUAUGACCAUGACUGGUAAAACCAAAGAAAAAAUGAGCCAUGCUUUUGCACAUUCUCAUCAUCAUCAUCAUCACUUUAUCGUUAUAAUCUGUAUAAUAUAUAUAAACCUUCUCAUACCUUAAUAUUUAUUCAACACCAAUCUCUUACCAAAAGAAGCAACUCCUUUUCCUGUUCUGCAGAACCAUCAUUCAGUUCUGAACAACUUUUAAUGGCAGAAGUUGAAAUCCCUCAGUAUUUUGUUUGUCCCAUUUCGUUUCAGAUCAUGGAAGACCCUGUGACUACAGUGACAGGGAUUACAUAUGACAGAGAAAGCAUUGAAGAGUGGUUGCGUAAGGCCAAGGAUUGUGUCUGUCCUGUUACCAAACAAUCACUUCCAAGAAGCUCUCAAUACUUAACCCCUAACCACACGCUUCGAAGGCUUAUCCAAGCUUGGUGUUCAGCAAACACAGCCAAUGGUGUUGAUCCAAUUCCAACCCCGAAAACCCCUUUAAGCAUGAUCCAAGUUCAGAAACUCGUGAAGGGUCUUGAUGCUCCUCAUUCUUUUGGAACAUCGUUGGAGAAGUUGCAUGCUUUGGCUGCACAAAGCCAGAGGAACAGAACCUGCAUGGCUGAGGCUGGUGUAGCCAAGGCCAUGGUGAAACUGAUUAACAACAAUUUCAAAGAUGGAAAUACAAAAACCAGUUCCGUGGAAGAAGCUUUGAGAAUUGUUCAUCUGCUUUGGAACAACAACCACAGCAGCAUGAAACCACUAGUUGGUGAGAGCUUGGACUUCAUCAACUCGUUGACUUGGGUUUUGAAGCUUCAUUUGGAUGACAGCAACAUCAAGAUGGUGAACGAAGCAAUGCCCCUUGUGAAGUUGACAAUCGAGGUUGCUGAUUCAACCCUUUUGGGAAAUUUAAGCCUUGACUUCUUCAAGGAAAUGGUGAGGGUAUUGAAGAAAAGAGCACUAUCUCAGCAAACUAUAAAAUCUGCUUUGCAUGUUCUUGUACAAACCUGCGUUUUGGGUAGAAACAGAACGAGGAUCGUUGAAGCAGGUGCAGUGGCAGAAGUCAUAGAGCUUGAGCUUGAGAAGCCGGAGAAGAACAUGACAGAGCUCAUAUUCAACCUUUUGGCUCAUCUGUGUUGUUGUGCUGAGGGAAGAGAACAGUUUCUAAGACAUGCUGCGGGCAUUGCAGUGGUUUCAAAGAGGGUUUUGAGGGUUUCUGCUCUCACGGACGAUAGAGCAAUUCAUGUGUUUUCAGUGAUUGCUAAGUUUUCAGCAUCGAACGAGGUUGUUCUAGAGAUGUUAAGGGUUGGAGCUGUGUCAAAGCUUUGCAUGGUGAUGCAAGCAGAUUGUGCUGGUUAUUUGAAAGAGAAAGCAAGAGACAUCCUUAGGUUGCACUCCAAAGUUUGGAACAAUUCUCCUUGUAUACAACUGUAUUUGUUUACUAGACACCAACGGUGAUCAAAAUUGAACACCGAUGUCGUUUACAUGAAAAUGUUAUUAUAUGAUCCAAAAUCGUUAGUCUCCACAACAUGUAACUUGUAGUUGAGUAUUAUUAACGUUUUUAUAAAUUAAAAACCUAGAUUACAUGUUAUGUGAAGAUUAAUUAGAAGCAUGAACAUUAGUAGUGAGGAAUCAUGUACAUAAACUUUGGAGAAAUUCUAGUAGAUUAAUCCUGAAGUUGAGAAAAAAGAAAAGGUGAGCAAAUCCAAAUAGUACAA